Colletotrichum gloeosporioides is the source of this 273-nucleotide messenger RNA. RefSeq lists its product as uncharacterized. The coding region runs from base 1 to 273 and encodes 90 amino acids. NCBI's taxonomy places the organism in Eukaryota, Fungi, Ascomycota, Sordariomycetes, Glomerellales, Glomerellaceae. The record is from RefSeq and is a predicted model, not a curated record. The transcript is spliced from 2 exons.
AUGCCUCUCGUCGUUCCCGGCAUCAACAACAUCACCGACGAGUCCAAGACUCAGGAGUGGAGCAACAAGCUCGUCGGAAAGAAGCUCCAUGAGGAGGAGUCCAACGAGACUCGUACUGACAGCGGCCCUGUUCAGACUUUCUGCAAGAGAGAUCUCCCCGAGAAGUCCCGUGUCAUCGAGCCCGGCAUGAUGGUGACCAAGGACUUCGUGCCCGACAGGCUGAACGUGCACGUCAAGGAAGACGGCACCGUCUCCCACGUCGUUCACGGCUAG